UUUUAAGUCUCUCUAUCCGUCGACUGAUACAUCGAUUAGAGGCGAGAUCUGCAUAAGAUAUAGACUGCCCCCCAGCCUACUUUCAGAAGCAGCCACCCCAUCCUGCGAUGUCAGACAGAUCAGCAGGAAUCCCCGCCAUCACAGGUCAGAUCGACUACUCGAAAGCUUGGCAUGUUUUUCCGGAUUAUCUUCAACCAUAUCGAACUACCUUGCUUGCCUAUGGAGCAUCGUUUGCAUCCACAACCAUUGGGUUCCCCAUGGACACAGUCAAGACUCGGAUGCAGACCCAUAAGAACUUUACCUCCUACUUUGACUGUGUACGUAAGACAUACAAAGUGGAAGGAAUAAGAGGUUUCUUCCGGGGAAUAUGGGCGCCUUUGAUCUCCACAUCAAUGGCCAAAUCAUUGAGUGUUGGGAUUUUCACUCUGGUUAAACCAACCGCAUAUCGGGCGAUAUAUGGAAAUGACACAACAAUAGGAGACACACAUCCAGUGUUGAAGAAUCUCCCAGUUUGUAUGGCCUCUGGGUUCAUUUCUGGAGGUGGAGUGUCACUUUUUGCAUGUCCUUUUGAAUUCACAAAGGUUUAUGCUCAAAUUUCUCGACUUGUUCAAAGUAAAUCUAUGAAAGAUCUCCCACAGCAUCUUCAAACUAACCAUCAGGAAGUCGUAAGCCCCUCUACAACCAAAACAUUCCGUCAAAUCGUUCGACAUGAAGGAUUCCGCGGAUUGUAUACUGGUUAUAAAUAUCAUUUCUUGAGAGAUUCCAUCUCAUCCGGAGUAUACUACUCCAUCUACGAGUCCCUUAAGUGGACUAUGAAUAGCAUCCAGGAGUCAUAUCAAAUCGGGUCUCCUCAACUAUCCAUCUUGUUGGCUGGAGGUUUAUCGGGGAUUCUUAGCUGGACUUUUGUCUUUCCGUUCGAUACCACAAAGUCACUUAUUCAAAAGGAUGUGGUGACCAAUAUUCUCCGUAAGGAACAAGGUUUGAGCCCACUCCCUCCUAAAGAAAGGAAACUUCAAAAAUUCGAACGUAAGUUAUACAGAGGGUUAGGAAUAUCAGUCACUAGAUCAUUCAUGGUGAACAUGGUUUUCUUUAGUGUUUAUGAAUUUGCAAUGUCUCACAUUGCUUGAUGAACAAGAUAAACUUUAUAGAUUGCAUAUAUUUAUUCAUAUAUAACACAAUUGUCCUACAAAAGCGGGCAAAAUAAUUAGACGACUAUGAAUUUAAGAAUAGUGUAAGCUAUCAAGAAUAAACAGUGAACAUGUCUACUUCUUACAUAAUCUAAUAUGUAUCGUGUCUAUUAUACCAUUA
[Candida] anglica is the source of this 1308-nucleotide messenger RNA. The record is from the annotation of a GenBank genome assembly. NCBI's taxonomy places the organism in Eukaryota, Fungi, Ascomycota, Pichiomycetes, Serinales, Debaryomycetaceae.